AUGGCAAAUAAAGUUAAACUGGAAUCAAUAUAUAAUCAAUAUAAACCUAUUGAGUAUAGAUUUAACAAGACAAAGGAGGAUUACAUCAUCAUAUCUCCAACCGUUGAUUCUAAAUCCCAGAUAAACGAUGGAGAUAGGGUAACGUUUGAAAUCAAUUCUUUAUCCAAUUGGCUACUCCUGUCUGACGCUUAUUUCCGUUGUGAUAUUACGAUUAAAGAUGGAACUGCCCACCAAAACAGAAUCCCACAACAGAAUGUUACGUUAGAACACGAAUUACUUUUACUACCAGGCGAACACAACUUUAUUAUUAUCAAAUCAUUAAAAAUUUCUAAUAAAAUAGCAUACUCCCAAAACAUAUUUAGGCUCAGGAGACAUUCAAAAAUCUCUAAACUAAACUUCCAGGAUUUCCUUGGGCUAAAUAUUCGGGCUAAAAACAUCUCCCAGGGCAUAACUACACUGGCCCAGGAAUUAGAUUUACGAUUAGAUUCAAGCGAUAUUCCCAAACCAGGAGAAGAACCUAUUAACAGAAUAGACCAAGCAGCGCGAAAACACGAUGUUCUAUACAGACUUAGAAUCUAG
This is a messenger RNA of Lottia gigantea (owl limpet), 579 nucleotides long. RefSeq lists its product as hypothetical. Lineage: Eukaryota; Metazoa; Mollusca; Gastropoda; Lottiidae. The transcript has a single exon. Bases 1 to 579 code for a protein of 192 amino acids. The record is from RefSeq and is a predicted model, not a curated record.